Messenger RNA from Cuscuta campestris, 1699 nucleotides. The record is from the annotation of a GenBank genome assembly. NCBI's taxonomy places the organism in Eukaryota, Viridiplantae, Streptophyta, Magnoliopsida, Solanales, Convolvulaceae.
UUUAUAUACUUGUUUUAAAAUGUUUUGGGUAUUUUAUUUUAAAUCAUAAAAAUUAUUGAUGUCAAAUAAAAUACACUUUAAACAUUUGAGAGGAGAGAAUUUUAAAUUCAUCCCCCCUACCUUUCGUACAUGGCUUUGAGUGGAGGGUCUCCCACUUUGUAAUGUGUGGAGGAGAAGCUUUGGACAAAAUCACUUUGGCAUUUUGUUAUUGUUGAUGUUUUAUCACCUUGAUAAAAUAAAAGGAUUUUUCACACACACCACACACUUGAACUUCGGCCAAGCAAAGAGAGGAAAGAGAAAAUAUUUGAGUUCCCAAAUAUUAAUAUUUUGUGUAGAAAAUUGAUAUAAUAUUUUCUUUAAAAUAUUAUUGAUAUAUUUUCUACUGUUUAAUAUACAAGAUUUAUAUUAUCCCUAAAAUAAUCUUUAUAUUAAAUAUACUAUUAUAAUCUUUACUAGCAUAAAGAUUAUAGUAGACUCCGGAGAUUGUUCGUGUGUCAAAAUUGGAGGCCGGACGCUUGAACGGCUACGUUUGCUCCUUCAACACCUUUUGCUCGACUUCUCGUUCAUACCGCUUUACUGGAGAAGGUAUAAGUUUCUAUCUCUAGCUAUAGUUUUAGUACGUAUUCUUGGGCUAGUAAUCACUAUUGGGAGAUUAAAUUUUUGUAUUUCCGCUGCCCUCCCUACCGUGGUUACCUUUCAGCCCCCUCUUGGCCCUCCAAUUACCCUUGCAAACUCCCCAAAGCUGUCCACACUACAAGGGACCCUUUCUGCUUCAGCCCCAGCUUUCACCCCUCAAAAACAUGUCACUACACCAAGCCAAACUUUUGAUAUGGCAUGUAUACAACCUCUUCAUUUCCAGGGAUGUUCUAAUUCAGACAAUGAUUUGGACAGCCCUACUUGGGGGGAAAACAUAGGGUACAACUCCGGGCCUGAAAUUAAACUUCUGGACAACUCGAAAAAACUUCCAUCAAAUGACUCUGAAGAUGAAUGGGUAACGGACAGAGGCUCAGACGAGGAGGAAGACUGGCACGCCCAUAAAGAGGUCAACAAGAAAAAAAAACCUGAAGAAAUUUGACCAAUUGUGUUUGCAAUUCAAGGAUAGUCCCCAUCCAAGAAGAAGUAAGAGAUUAACAGAACUUAAAGCCAAGCGUGUUUGGGAACAAAUUUGAUUGGUGAGAAUGCUGUCAAGAUUUACUUCUCAUGAUUUUUCACCCCUUCCUUAAUCCGGUGCUGAAGGUUAUCAGGUUAUAGAUUAUCAUACUCCAUUUCUGGUCUGAGAAUGACAGGAUAUUUACACUAACUUUGGAUGGCGUUUUAAAUAUGGGUUUGGCGCUUUUGUGUCAUGGUACAUUCCAACUAUUUAGUGCCCCAAAUCCAGUCAACAGUUUCAAUAUGGAUAUGAGUGAAUUCCCUCUUUUAUCUCGUUUAUAUGAAGCAUACAAAGAAGUGCCUGCUGUUCAAAAUGCUAUGCCAGAGAAAAACCCUGUCAACACUUCGGAUGGGCAAAAUUUCUGUCAUCCAUUUUGGAGCUGUUUCAUGAGCUUAGCUAGAAUUGCAGGGCAGAACUUAGUGACACCCAUACCAUAACAUUUGGACAGACUGCCUUUUGCUCUCCUCAUGGAAUUAUUUUGGUUUGUAGUAAUUACUCUUUUUGGGACAGCUUGUAGGGAUCCGUCCCAUCCCCCUUUGUACUUUUUCC